UCGGACAUUUCACUACAUGGCAAUCUACAAUGUCGGGUAACACAUAUAUGCAGGUGUAACUUCCAGUGAUGUUUGCGGCAACUAUUCCGUAAUCAUCUGCUGACAAACCUCAAUUUCCCCAGCAACCAUACAAGGCAAGCCAGUACAGGUUGGGAAAAACCACAAAGUCCCCACGUCGAGCCCCAACGUAUAGGGUAGACAUUCUUUCUAUCUGCUACGCUGGCAAGUUACAACUCUUUUCCAAUCCGAACCAUCGCAUACUCAAGUCCUACACAGUCAAUCCUCGGUUCGAGAUCCAUUCGUUCCAUCAGAAUGGCCACCUACGUCGUCACCGGAGUUUCCAGAGGCAUUGGUUACGGCUUCCUUACCUUCCUGACCAAAGAUCCGAACAACACCGUCAUUGGAAUCGUCCGAGACAAGGCUGGUACCCUCAAGAAGAUAUCCGAAGACCCGGAGUUGAAGGGACGGUCUAACUUCCACAUUGUGGAGGGCGACCUAGCCAGCUAUGACUCUUUGAAGAAAGCUGCCGCUGAAACCGCCAGCAUCACCGGCGGAAGCAUCGACUACCUUAUUUCCAACGCAGGUUACAUCCCGCUUUUCGAUGCGUUUGACCCUAUCGACUAUCUGGUUUCCAAUAAGCCCAAGGAGACGGAGGAGGAGCUGAAGAAGGUGUUGAACACCAACGUCAUCGGACAAAUCCAGCUCUUCAGCCUGUUCAUUCCCCAGAUUCUCAAGGGCAAGGCCAAGAAGGUCGUCACCCUGACGUCUGGUCUAGCGGAUCUGGACUUCACCAACCAAUUCGACGUCUUUACCGGCUCCCUAUACUCCAUCAGCAAGGCCGCCAUGAACAUGGCCGUCGCCAAGUUCAGUGCUCAGUACAAAGAGGACGGCAUCCAUUUCAUAAGCAUCUGUCCGGGACUUGUCGAUACCGGCCUCUACAAGGACUCAUCCGAAGAGGAUCUUGCGAAGCUAGGCGUGUUGAUGGGCAAGUUUGCGAAGUACAAGCCUGACUUCUCCGGCCCAGUCACCACGGAAACCUCGGUUCAAGAUGUGAAGAGGGUCUGGGAGACGACCAGCAUCGAAAAUGGAGACGGCGGCGCCUUCCUGUCGCAGUACGGCAACAAGACAUGGCUCUAACGAGUUGACGAACUUGACAUGGUUUAACAUCCAUAUAUUCUGACGUCUGCAUGUUUUGAGGUCUAAGGACUAUUCAGAUAGCUCAAUUCCAUACUUCGUUGCUCUUCUAGACUUGGAGAUAUUGGUGU
Messenger RNA from Truncatella angustata, 1265 nucleotides. RefSeq lists its product as uncharacterized. Bases 313 to 1137 code for a protein of 274 amino acids. The record is from RefSeq and is a predicted model, not a curated record. NCBI's taxonomy places the organism in Eukaryota, Fungi, Ascomycota, Sordariomycetes, Amphisphaeriales, Sporocadaceae. Gene Ontology annotation, molecular function: oxidoreductase activity, acting on the CH-OH group of donors, NAD or NADP as acceptor. The transcript has 5 exons.